AGGACUCUCAACUUUCCAAUCUGUGCAAAGCGCUGGUCCGGCUUCUUCGCGCUAUAAGUUUGAGUUUGGGGAAGCAUACGCUUGCAGCUAUUGGCAGGGCAGUUUUCAAAGAAUGCUUGAACAAUUCUGCAAAGCGGCCCCUCUACAUGCAAGUUGAGUGACACCUCCGCGAAGGAGUGUUUUGCUUAGCAUCACAUUUUUGGAAUGCAGAUCUGAUUGGGGACAUCUUAAUUGCUUACUGCUGCUCAGGGCAGGGCCGGGGUGCUCGCAUGCUCGCUUCUGCGCUCAGUGAAUUUCCAACGAGGUGGAAUGCAUUUAGGAAGAUGUGGAGUAUCAGGGCUUCCACAAGGUGCUCAGUAAAACCAGGGUCCGGGAAGUAGUUUGUUUCUCUACGAGGAUGUCCUGCAGGGACAGGCCGUCAAACAUACCUCAGGUUGAAGUUGAUCGUCUAGUUUACUGGUAGGUGCAUAAGUGCUUAACCCCUAAACGGAGUGGCAGAGGGCGGCGGUGUAAAUAUAUUCUGGGGUUUUCGAACAGGUCUCUUAUUAUUAUGUUGAGUAUAAUAAAGUGAUCGACAUACUUAUCAGGUCUGCAACCUGCAGCACUUAUUGAUGUCCUUGAGGCUUUCCCAACAGAUCAUACCCUUCUGAAAGCACGUCAUCAGAAGCGGUUUGCCUGAAGGAUAAGAGCAAUUCCAAGGAUGUAGAGAGUGGUCAUCUUUUAUCUGCCUAGGUAAAGAGCGAUGGACGGCGGAAAGUCAAAACUUGGCAAGGUGCACGUACCUUAUAAAGGGGUCCUGACGGCGGGAUUCUAUGGCUUCAUGUCAGUAUCUUCCGUGUUCAUCAACAAGGCCAUCUUUAAGGUCUACGCUUUCAACUUCCCAUUCACAUUGGUGCUCGGUCAAACCAUCUUCACCCUCAUACUGCUCCUUACCAUCCGACGGCUAGGCUUCAUUCGCACAGCCCCCUUUCAAUUCGCCAUCUUCAAGCGGGUCUUCCUCCUAUCCUUCGCGUUUCUCUUAAAGCUCCUGCUAGACAUGUCUGCCCUGGCCCUCGUAAACAUUCCCAUGUAUGGGGUCCUCAAAAGCUCCACCACCCCGUGCGUCCUCUUACUCGACUACAUCAUGCGCGAGAAGAAGGCCAGCCUGCGCGUGCAGCUCGCCGUUUACGCCACGACGCUCGGCGGCCUCAUCGCCGGCGCCGGCGACCUCUCCUUCCACCUCCCGGGCUACAUCCUCGCCCUCUCAUCCGCAAUGGCCACCGCCGCGUACGUCGUCAUCGUCGGGAAGCUCGGCGAGGAGCUUUCCAUCGAUUCCUUCACAUUGCUCCUGUACAACAACUGCUGGUCGCUCCCGUUCUCGUUGCUCCUGGUCCUCGCGAACGGCGAGGGGAUGGCGUUCUUCACGUUCGAGCACGCGGGCGAGCCCGCGUUCCUGUUCUGCUUCGCCGCGAGCUGCGCGAGCGCGUUCGUGCUCAACUGGGCGACGUACAUGUGCACGCUCGUGAACGACUCGCUCACUACGAGCAUCGUAGGUCGGACCAAGUCGAUCUUGCAAGGCCUUGGCGGCCUUUUCGCGUUCGGAGAUGUGCAGGUGCACCCGCUGAAUUUGUUCGGCCUGCUGGUGAACUCGUUCGGCAUCGGGUGGUACGCGUUCGAGAAGUUCAUGGAGGGCAAGCGGAAGUCGGCCGCGCUCCCGAUGUACACGCAGCUGGGGCAGAACGGGCAGGAGACGCUCUCGCUGCAUCGAGACGGGUCGCAGCUAACGUUGCAAUUAUCACCCAAACCAUCAAGUGGUAAGGACAAACAGCAGAACGGGCGUGUAUGAUCGGCCUGAUGUGUCCCGACCGUCAACCAUCCACCUACCCGAGUUGCAAGAAACUGUCCAGAGAAUCAUAUAUCAUCAAGCCCGCAUUGUCUAUCGUUCUAAUUCAAACAGGUCAGUGCACAGGAUAGUGUGUAGGCCGUUUUACGUCUAAGUGGGCAGCAGUGUGUCACACGUUGGCAGGAGAGCCCAUUUCGAUUGCUAGCUUCGGUGUCUGCGGACUCCUAUGUUGCAAUUCGUUGUAACGGAAUAGAUAAGCACCGUUGCUCACGGUUGAGUAGCCAGUGAUGCGUUUCAAGUCUGAUUUGUUAACGCUGGCACCGUCCAAGCGCUCUGUCAACGACCGGGCCUGCCAUGAAGUCCAUGUACUUGUCGCAAG
Messenger RNA from Klebsormidium nitens, 2201 nucleotides. The record is from the annotation of a GenBank genome assembly. NCBI's taxonomy places the organism in Eukaryota, Viridiplantae, Streptophyta, Klebsormidiophyceae, Klebsormidiales, Klebsormidiaceae.